AUGUUUGGAAUACAUUUGAGGCAGUUAUACCGCACCUGUGAUAAGGUUAUAAUUCGUAACCUCAGAAGUCGCAGGAUUGAUGGUAUUAAACCAAAUCCUGGACUCAACAAUCGAUUGAAAGCUUUUCAAGAAGAUGGUAUGCAAAUAAAAGAAGAAAACCUCGAAGAAUUCGUCGAACAAUCUGAGAGUGACUUUUAUAAUGUUGGACAAGCAUACAAAGAAUUUAAAAAGGAGACCUUAGUGGGUAAACAUGAACUACGUCAUCACAUCGUUAAGGACAAGUACUUCAAAGAGCACAUGCCCAACUUACUGACUUGGAGUGAAAAGGAACAAAUCCGUCACUUGGCCAGCAGUGAACCCGAUGAAUGGACACCGGAGAGGAUUGCAGAGAGCUUUCCUGUAACCGUACCUUUUGUUAAGAAACUACUCAAAUUCCCAUGGAAACCAGCUACAGAAGAGCGGAUCGCGCGUCAUGAUGCCUCAGUCAUGAGGAAUUGGAGGGAACUAAAAGAGGGAUCCUUAGACAUACCGCCAGAGCUUAGGGAACAUUUCUUGAAAUUCUCUGAAAGAACUAUUCCUCCAUUGAAGAAGGAAUCUAUUAAAAUUGACAUCACACCUGAAAGGGAUCUUGGCGAGUUCGAGAGGAUUGUAAGAAAAUGUGCAGCUAAGGAACAUUAUGAGGCAAACGCUGGGCCUACCAACAGUAAUGAACCUCUUGCACUACAAAGUCCAGAUACUAAAACAAAUUCAAAAGAAAAACCACCAAAAAGAUCGGAUAAAUUUAUAACCUUCGAUGAACUUACUGCGAAAAUUAAGAAAAGUUUAGAUAAAGGUAAUCAAGUUGAUAUUAAGGAUAGAAUUAUUUUAAGCUCAACAGAAGAACUAAGACCUAGCCCUGUAGAGACAGUUCCUAAGAAGGAGGUCCAUCAAGAAUUGGAACUGUUCCAUGAUAAAUACCCUGAAAGUGGUAUAGUAGAGUUUAGGAGUGAAGUUGAAGAUCCAAAGGAGAUUAUGAAUUAUCCAGAAAGGAUAAGAAUUCCUAAAAAGGCAUACAAGAAAGGAGCCACAUAUAAAGUUAAUGAUUGCUAUUACGAUCAUGAUGGUAGAUUCUUAUACAGAGUAUUAGGCAUGUCUCAAUAA
Spodoptera littoralis (African cotton leafworm) is the source of this 1140-nucleotide messenger RNA. The record is from the annotation of a GenBank genome assembly. Lineage: Eukaryota; Metazoa; Arthropoda; Insecta; Lepidoptera; Noctuidae.